Messenger RNA from Suillus clintonianus, 378 nucleotides. RefSeq lists its product as uncharacterized. NCBI's taxonomy places the organism in Eukaryota, Fungi, Basidiomycota, Agaricomycetes, Boletales, Suillaceae. The transcript has 2 exons. The annotation marks the transcript as partial. The record is from RefSeq and is a predicted model, not a curated record.
UUCACAAUGUCUGUACUCAACACACUACAUUGCUCAACUUUUGGACAAGGCUUUAGCAACAAUGAAUGCCAGGCCACUGCCAGGGGAUUACUUCGGCACAAUGCUCACAUUGACAGCACACAUUAUCAUGCAAGGACACGUGGUGGUCUUCAUCCCUCCUACAUAGCCUUUCACUCCAAUACUCAAGAGCCCGAGCUGGGAAGAUCACAGACUCAGAAAGAACUUGUCAAGGCGACACUCCAAGAUGUAGUUGAUGCAAUUGCUAUGCAGGACUGCCUCGAUGGUGGUAUAUCCCUGUUGAUUCGGUGUGCGGGCUCUGGAGUAUCUCCAACUAUGUCGCCGGAGAAAAUUCCUCUUGAGCUGUACAUCACACCAUGA